Molecule: messenger RNA, 2535 nt
Organism: Empidonax traillii (willow flycatcher)
Lineage: Eukaryota; Metazoa; Chordata; Aves; Passeriformes; Tyrannidae
Gene: RSAD2
Product: radical S-adenosyl methionine domain containing 2
Exons: 6
Coding region: 19-1092 (357 amino acids)
Biological process (GO): defense response to virus; positive regulation of immune response
Cellular component (GO): lipid droplet; endoplasmic reticulum; endoplasmic reticulum membrane
Molecular function (GO): catalytic activity; 4 iron, 4 sulfur cluster binding
Source: RefSeq, a predicted model, not a curated record
GCCGAACCGAGCCUAGCCAUGCACCUGGUCAUGCUGGGGCGGCUGCUGUCCGUAGGACGGGCGGUGCUGGCGGCGCUGCGGGGGCGGCUGAGCGCUUUGUGUUGGAGCCUGGCUCCCCUCUCCCUGUCCCUGUCCCUGUCCCUGCCCUUGCUUGGCCGGCAGUGGGACUCACCUCCACGGCGGAAGCGAGAGCAGGAGUGGGACGACGCGUCCCCGACGCCCACCAGUGUCAACUACCACUUCACUCGGCAGUGCAACUACAAAUGCGGCUUCUGCUUCCACACUGCCAAGACCUCCUUUGUGCUGCCCCUGGAGGAGGCCAAGAGAGGGCUGGCGAUGCUCAAGGACGCGGGAAUGGAGAAAAUAAACUUCUCGGGAGGAGAACCGUUUCUUCAGGACAGAGGCGAAUUUGUAGGCAAACUGGUCCAAUUUUGCAAGCAGGAGUUGGAGCUCCCGAGUGUCAGCAUUGUUAGUAACGGCAGCCUGAUCAGAGAGCGAUGGUUCAAGAAGUAUGGUGAAUAUUUGGACAUUCUGGCAAUUUCAUGCGAUAGUUUUGAUGAAGAUGUCAACGUUUUAAUUGGCCGUGGUCAAGGAAAGAAGAACCACGUGGAAAAUCUGCAUAAACUGAGACAGUGGUGCCGAGAGUAUGCUGUUGCUUUCAAAAUAAAUUCGGUGAUCAAUAGAUUUAAUGUUGAGGAAGAUAUGAAUGAGCAGAUCAAGGCACUCAACCCCGUGCGCUGGAAGGUAUUCCAGUGCCUGCUCAUCGAAGGGGAGAACAGUGGUGAGGAUGCGCUAAGAGAAGCAGAAAAAUUUGUUAUUAGCGAUGAAGACUUCGAACGAUUCCUGGAUCGCCACAAAGAUGUCUCCUGUUUGGUCCCUGAAUCUAAUCAGAAGAUGAGGGAUUCAUACCUCAUUUUGGAUGAAUAUAUGCGUUUUCUAAACUGUAGAAAUGGACGGAAAGAGCCUUCCAAGUCUAUCCUAGAUGUUGGUGUGGAAGCAGCUAUAAAAUUCAGUGGAUUUGAUGAGAAGAUGUUCCUAAAAAGAGGAGGAAAGUAUGUGUGGAGUAAAGCCGACAUGAAACUAGACUGGUAACUCAACAUACUGAGUUUAGGGCAGUGCAUUAUGUAAAGAAAAUGUGUGUAUAUAUUGAGUGUAUACAUGUAUCUAAUGCUUUUAAUUACACUUGGUAUAUUAUCCAGACUGAUGUUCAGUAUAACUCUGUAUGUGAAUGUGUUACAUGUUUUUUUAAAUGCAGAUUAUGUACUUUUAUUUUAUUGAGUGUGAAAAUACUUUCAGAGCUUUCAUAUGAACAGAUCUCUGAAACAAACUUUCUGAUCCAUUUCAUGAAGGACUUAAGAGCAAACUGUUAACAUAAUGUCAUGCAGUAAAUGUUUUUAAAAUACUACAUGAGUGUGCAUGCCAGAUAAAUCAAACCCCACCCCAGGCUAUACUUCAUUCUAAACAACUGUAAUGAUGUAGAAGUGAAAACUCUUAUCAGGGAAUGCAUUCUGCCUGUUUCUCAGGGAAAGGUGGAUUGCAGUUCCUCGGUAGGUCACAAGAGGGCCAGCUGGCAGGCCACCGGUAGCACCAUCUGCCUUUUUCGGGGAUAAUAGAGGGUCAGAAUCUAGGAAUCAUUAUCUGUAAUACUGUAUUUAAAAGGAAAUCAAGACGAAAAACUUGGCCAUUCUCAUUUUUUAAGCCUUAAUAUAAAAGUAUCUGGUUUUAUUCUCCCUCUCCACCAUACACACAUAACAUUUGCAAAAGUCUUGGGGGAUGUAAAUUUCUGUAAAAAAUAUUUUUAGCUAUGAAAGAAUAUUGUAUUUGUCCAUCUUAAAACCUAGAAGCAUCUUCUACCUAAUGAUAAACAACUCCUUAUUUUACAUUGGCAAUGGCCUUAGUUCUAAUAUUUACAGUGAGAAUGUUUGCAUUUUAUUAAUUCUUCCAUUUUCCUUUUAUCUGCAAAUAUUGAUUUAUUAUUUUUAACAUUUUUUCUCUCUGCAUGCAUACAGUUCUGAUGAAAAUUCCUUCUCAAUUAAUACAAUGUAGCACAACCUAACAUGAAUCUUCUGUUGCAUAUUGGCUUUUUAUUUUGCUAAGCCAUGGCAUUAAAAACAGAAAAGUUCAUAUCUCAUGUAACCUUGCUUUAAAGGUUGCUUGGUUUAGUAAUUAUUUAUCUUGCUGGUUGCAAAGCUGCAGAUAUUAAAUGAAGUUAAUUGGGGUUUGUGAUAGCUGCCUUUGAUUAAGAGCUUGCAGCAUCAAUAUAAAAUAAAGAAAAAGAAGAAAAAGUAGGCUAAUAUACUACCCUCAUUCUUGGGUUUCUGGCAAUUGUCAUGGCUUUAUAAUAGCAGUUUUUCAAAUUUAACUAGCCCCAUCCUCCUUCUGUUUGAAGGGAAUGGGGAUAAGCAUUGCAGAGAGCAGAAGUGAGCUGGCACUACUCAUUCAUCCUGUCCGUUGAAUGUCUGGACUGUCUCACACUUCUAAAUAUUUGCAGCAGUUGGGAGUCAGCAUGCAUCAGCUGUAUCACAUACAGAAAAU